CUCGGUGGAACUGGCAGGAGACGUCUGCAAGAAAGCGAGUCUCCCGGGUGUCUCAGCACUCGGGCAGAAGCAGCGGGCUUUGUCACGGCCAGCCCCGGGGGCGGCCGGCACCACGCGCCCAGGACUAACCGCGGGCCGGCCGGCGAGGCCCGGGGCGCGCGGCUCCUCUCCAGGUGCUGCGUGCCGGAUCCCGGGGUCCCGGCCCCGCCCCGCGCUGUCCCCGCAGCCUCGCGGGCUGCCGGGCUUUGUGGUUCGCCCGCGCGGCUGGGCCCCUGCUGGGGGUGUCGUUGCGAGCAUGUGCAGACAGCAGCCCAAGCCUUCAGGAUAAUUCCUUCAGCAGCGCCGCUGUAACAGAGUGUGACGAAGACACUGUCUCUCUACAUGAAGACCAGAUUGACUGCUCCAGUCUCAGAGAUGAGAACAAUAAGGAGAAUUACCCGGACGCGGGGGCUCUGGUAGAGGAGCUCGCGCCGCCCGGCCCGCGCGAGGCGCCGCAGCAUGUAGAGCAGACCGUGCUGGUGGACGGCGUGCUGCGACCCAGCAUGGGCAACUUCAAGUCCCGCAAGCCCAAGUCCGUCUUCAAAGCGGAGAGCGGGAGGAGCCACGCGGAAAGCCAGGUAGCGGCUCCAUCUCCUCGGGCCUUUGCCAAGGAGACAGAGCACGUGGUGCCCAGCCAGUCAGAGUAUCAGGGGAAGGCAGGAGCGCCAGCUCAGGAGAGUCCACAAAACAAUACCUUCAGGUGCCAAGAAACAGUGCGACUUCAACCAAGAAUAGACCAGAGGGCUGCCAUUUGGCCAAAGGAUGCUUUUGAAACUCAGCAGGACUUAAAUGAGGAAGAAGCUGCUCAGGUGCACGGAGCGAAGGACGCGGCCCCAGUGUCGACCCAGAGUGCGCCUGCCGAUGGGGCGGAUUCCGCAGACCCCGCGCCAGUCUCCAAAGACGCGCAGAAUGAAGCCGACAGCGCCCCAGAAGACCUCCAGUCAGUGGGGACCAGCAGGCUGCUCUAUCACAUCACCGACGGCGACAACCCGCUGCUGUCGCCCCGGUGCUCCAUCUUCAGCCAAAGCCAGAGAUUCAACCUAGACCCUGAGUCAGCCCCAUCGCCACCCAGCACUCAGCAGUUUAUGAUGCCCCGGAGUUCCUCGCGGUGCGGCUGUGGAGAUGGUAAGGAGACUCAGACCAUCACCCAACUCACCAAGCACAUCCAGAGCCUCAAGAGGAAAAUUCGGAAAUUUGAGGAAAAAUUUGAACAAGAAAAGAAAUACCGGCCUUCACAUGGUGACAAGACUUCUAAUCCCGAAGUCCUGAAAUGGAUGAAUGAUUUGGCUAAAGGUCGUAAACAGCUCAAAGAACUAAAGCUGAAGCUGUCAGAAGAACAAGGGAGUGCUCCCAAAGGCACACCUAGAAACCUGUCCUGCGAACAACCCACAGUCCUCAGAGAGAAUGGGAAGCCGGAAGCUGCAGGCCCUGAGCCAAGCUCCUCAGGAGAGGAGACUCCAGAUGCUGCCUUGACAUGCCUAAAGGAGAAGAGCGAGCAGCUUCCCACCCUGGAGGAUUCUAAGGUAACUAAGCAAGACAAGAACCUCAUAAAGCCUUUUUAUGACCGAUACAGAAUUAUCAAGCAAAUCUUGUCAACGCCUUCCCUUAUUCCAACAAUUCAGGAGGAAGAGGACUCUGAUGAAGACUGUCCACAGGGAAGCCAACUAUCUUCUUUGCCAGAUCCAGCGUCUCACCUUCCUGUUGGCGACCACCUCGCCUACUCUACUGAGACUGAGCCUGUUAGGGCCCUGCUACCGGAUGAAAAGAAAGAAGUAAAACAACCAGCUCUCUCCAUGUCCAAUUUACAUGAGGCCACCAUGCCUGUACUUCUUGACCAUCUCCGAGAAACUAGGGCUGACAAGAAGAGACUGCGGAAAGCCUUAAGAGAAUUUGAAGAACAGUUUUUUAAGCAAACAGGAAGAAGUCCACAAAAGGAAGAUAGGAUACCAAUGGCAGAUGAAUAUUAUGAAUACAAGCACAUAAAAGCCAAACUGAGACUAUUAGAGGUCCUUAUCAGCAAGCAAGAUGUGGCCAAAACUAUCUGAGGUUCAGGAAAUGUUUAUGAUCACUUUUACCCAAGAUAGUCAAAUUUACUUUCUUUGCCAUUCUUGCUAAGUAGUUUUGACAUACCGAAAAUGGAAGCACUUUAGUGGUAGCAUUAGCUGUUUUUAAGAAAGGAUAGCAAGUGUAAUUGUAAACAAUGAGAAGGGAUUUAAUGGGGGAAAAAUAUAACAGGUAGUCAUAUAAUUGGAAAAAAGCUUCAGCCUCCUCCAUGCCAAGGAGAAAACUCAGUCAAUAUAAUUAUUUCAAAAGCAUCUAAUGUUUUAUUAAGUCCAAAUAACAUAGCUGGGCCACUUGUUAGGGAAAGUUUUAGAAUCCAAAGAUUGUUUAUGUUGAUGUAUGGAAAAGACCAUAAUUUAAAAAAAUCAGAGGAGGAACAGAAAUUCUGCUUGUUAUACAGAAAGGAAUACGGCUAGUAAGAAAGUAACUUAUUUGAAACUUCUUAUAGAUUCUUAAGUGAUAAAAACCUCUACUACCUUGUCCCUUAAGUCUGCUAGGCUUUUAGUACCCUAAAAUAUCCUAGAAUGUGUCACUAACUUUUUUAUUUCUAUAUAAAAAUAAUACAUUAUUUUAUCUGUUAUUUGAAAUUUUACAUUUCUGGUUACCAAAGUUCAUUCUGAUAGCAUGUACUUUGUGAAUUAUUAUCUUUGUCUAUAAUUGACAGAUGUUUAUAUUAAAAUAAAAUAUUAAAAUUUUAAAAUAGGUAUUUUGGAUAGAUGUGUCUGCAGUAUAUAAUCUAAUGUGACCAUAGUAUUAUUGCUAAUCUUUUUGUUUACUAUAAGAUUAUAUAACUAUUUUUCCAUUGGGAAUAUGCAUUUUUCUUAAUGUUCCAAGGUCUAUACUUUGUAAAGUCAAACUUUCUCAUGAGCUGUGGUUAUUCUUCAUUCUAUACAAAAGGAAAGGUUUAAAAAUUGUUUGCCAUGACACCUUGGAAAAGAAGCCAGAAUAUUUUAUUUGCCUCAUCAACUUUAGUAUAUAUUAUUUUGUAUUAAAACACAUUUUUUAUUUUGGUUUUUGUAAAAACAAGUAAAAGGUCAACAUUUUCUCUUAUGUACCAACCAUGUUUGUAUUUCUAUUUUCUGUAAUGUUUAAGCAUAAAGUUGAAAUUCACAUUUUCAUAUAGUUUGGAUGGGAAGAAUACUGACUAUAUCAGAAGCAGACUAUUUCAGAGGCUUGUUUUCUCUGUAUUUACCUGACAUUUUAUAAUUUUUAUGAAUCAGAAUAAUGUCCUUCAUAAAUUUGUUUAAUUGAAGUCAUCUACUUGUAACAGGACAGAUACACAACUAUUUGAGGUUUACAAAUUACAUCUUUGAUAAGGGAAAUGGUUUCGUGACAUGUAUACAAUUGCUAUUAAAAUGUAACUCUAUAUAUUCUAUAUGAUUGUAAAUAUUUUAUACAACAAUACAAAUAAAAUAUUUUUCUAUUAUAUUUA
Messenger RNA from Microcebus murinus (gray mouse lemur), 3532 nucleotides. The record is from RefSeq and is a predicted model, not a curated record. NCBI's taxonomy places the organism in Eukaryota, Metazoa, Chordata, Mammalia, Primates, Cheirogaleidae.